Messenger RNA from Salvelinus sp. IW2-2015, 441 nucleotides. RefSeq names its product barrier-to-autointegration factor. NCBI's taxonomy places the organism in Eukaryota, Metazoa, Chordata, Actinopteri, Salmoniformes, Salmonidae. The record is from RefSeq and is a predicted model, not a curated record. Gene Ontology annotation, molecular function: DNA binding.
UGAAUCGAGCCACAGCAGACCGACAGACGCCGUGUCAUCCUGAUCGAGUUAUAUUGAGUUGAAGUUUCUCCAUCCUCCGACUGAACCAUGUCUGGAAACAAGAACGGACCUCCCACCACUUCUCAAAAGCACCGGAACUUUGUCUCGGAGCCGAUGGGAAACCGGUCUGUGAGGGAUGUACCGGGGAUCGGAACCACGCACGGACRCACGUUGGAGGAGAAGGGCAUGCCUAGGGCUGACCAGUUGUUGGGUGAUUACCUGAAGAGAGGUCGGGACCAAGACCAGUUCCAGGACAAUCUGAAGAAUACCACAGGGGCCAACGCCAAGCAACAGAGAGACGCCUACAAUGGAAUGAGAGAGUGGACCGACAACAACCUGUAGAGGAGAGGAGACAGUCACAUUCUCUCCUCUUUGUUGUCUAUCCUCCUGUCUCUCUCUCUC